This is a messenger RNA of Drosophila serrata, 5847 nucleotides long. It is a transcript of the gene sas, whose product is annotated as stranded at second transmembrane protein. NCBI's taxonomy places the organism in Eukaryota, Metazoa, Arthropoda, Insecta, Diptera, Drosophilidae. Gene Ontology annotation, biological process: cell adhesion; positive regulation of cell differentiation. Gene Ontology annotation, molecular function: integrin binding. The record is from RefSeq and is a predicted model, not a curated record.
ACGGAGCGGUUGGCCCGUGUGUGUGCUGUUGUUACCAAAGUAUCCGCAUAACGUGGCCAGAUAAGAAGAUAUUACCUUUUUCUUGCCGGAAGAUUACUUUAAGUUAACAACCAUAACAAGUGCAAACGUGUGAGAAAAACCUUAAAUCAAAGCAGGAGAAAAACCAAAAAAAAAAAAAGGAAGAGAAAAGCUAACCAAAAUGCAAACGUGUAGAAGGAGAAAAGCCGGAGGCCAUUCAGCCUCCGCGAUCCCGUGGAGGAGCCUCUGCGUGGCCACUCUCUGUGGACUGCUGCUGCUCGGCAUUCAAAUUGAGCAAGCGGCGUCUGCGCCCGCAGGCGAGGAUUCGGCGGCAGAUACAACAGCAGUGCCAGUGCUAGAUGCCACAACAGAUGCACCAACCACAUCCACCUCAUCCACAACAAUUGCCGUAGAACAAAGCAGCAGCAACAGCACUGAGGCAGCGGAUGGUUCAACGACUUCCACGACGACGACGACAACAACAACUGAGGCGGCCAACAUAUCGAGUCCGUCCGAAACCGAAGCUGAGAUUACCACUAUGCUGCCAAGCAUGGACUCCUCGUCCAGUGUGAGUUCGACCAGCAUUGAACCAAUCACCUCAACGGAACCCACGACCACGCCGCGCCUUGAGACGGAGCAGCACAUGGUUUUCUCGCACACAGAGCCCGACCAGAGCCACAUCCAGCAUAUACCACUGCGGGAUGAACAUGCAGAGAACAGCGGCAGUGAUGAUGCCACCACCGAGAUGCUUCGCGAACACCAGCAGGAGGAGAGCGAGCAGCGGCAGAAUGAGCUCAAUCAGAUCUCCAACGAGCAGGACGACGUGGUCAAGGAUCUCAACAAUUUCCGACAUCCGGCUACGCUCAUAACGGCCAGCAACAGCAACGGCAACAGCGACGAGAUCGUUGAAACCGAGAGUGACAAACGGGUUGAGACGACAACAGGUACUCCUUCUCCAGCCACGUCCAACAGUACGACAGCAGCAGGCACAACAACAUCCAGUACGGAGAGUGCGGUGCCGAGCGAACGCGAAGAAGAUCCCUAUCAUGUGCAUAUACUGUCCGAGAAUCAUGAUCGCCUGGCCGAACACGAAGAUUAUCAAAUGCUCUCGACCAGCACCGAGGAGUCGACAUCGAGCAUGGCCGGCAUUGUUGUCAGCCAGGAGAACAAGGCAACCGCUGAGCCAUCAGCAGUGACCGAGUCCACAACUACAACCACAUCCCCGGCCCCAUCUAUAGGCACAUCCACAACCACAUCGCGAGCACGCGCCAUGCAUAUGAAUGAGCCAGAAAAUGAAACAGGCACCACCAUAAUGCCGGACAGCGAGUCGGGCCCAGUGAUUAACAUUGUUGAAGGACAACACACACAGCGGCAGCAGCUGCAGGAGGAGGAGGAGAAGAAGUCGGAGGAGGCACUGAAGGGCAAGGAGACAGAGUCAGUGAGCCAGAGCAGCUCCACCACCGAGGCCUCUGUCACCACCACAACCUCGGAGCCAUCGCCAUUUGUGGCUUUCGCUGGCGAGGGAAGAUCAGCGGGUGGCAGCGAUGAUGUGGAGCUGUUCCUGCACCACAAUGGUUCCACUCACGAGCAGCUCAUGGAUCUCAGUGAUGUGGACAUGGACGAGGAUCAGAAUGGAAGCAGCAGCACUAGCACCACCACAACGACAACGACCACUGUUCAGCCGGAAACGGAAAUGCCCAAAAUUGUGGAGAUCACAGCCAGCGGGGAUACCAUGCAGCGCGAAUGUCUGGCCAACAACAAGAGCUAUAAGCACGGCGAGAUGAUGGAUCGGGAUUGCGACGAGAAAUGCACCUGCAACCGCGGCGACUGGAUGUGUGAGCCACGCUGUCGGGGAUUGAGCUAUCCCCGCGGCAGCCAGCGCAGCAUGGCCAAUCCCAACUGCCGGGAGAAGGUCGUGGAGGAGGACGAGUGCUGUAGGAUCAUGGAGUGCAGCGAGCCGCUGUUAGAGCCCACCGUGGUGACAUCCGAGGCAGCUGCACCGUCCACGGAAAAGACGACAGGAGAGGCGGCGGCAGUGACCAUGCCGCCAGCUGAAGACGACGCCACGCCCAAGCCGCGUACCGACUGCCACCACAUGGGCAGCAUCUACAAGUUCCGGGAGCGCCUGGAGAUCGGCUGCGACCAGAUCUGCCACUGUGCCGAGGGCGGCGUAAUGGACUGCCGGCCCCGCUGUCCGGAGAGGAACCACACGCGGGCGGACAAGUGUGUGUAUGUGAAGGAUCCGAAGGAUGUGUGCUGCCAGCUGGAGCUGUGCGACGUCACCUUGGACGAUCACGAGCAGCAGCCAACCCCCGCUCAGAACACAUACAACGAAGAGUCGGGCGAGCACAAUAUCUUCGCCUUCCAGGAGCAGGCACGCGAUGCAGGACAUGUCAGUGCUAGGUGCACCUUCAAGGGAUCCGAGUACGAAGUGGGGCAGCAGUUCCGCGAUGGCUGCGAGCAGCUGUGCCUCUGCAACGAGCAGGGCGUGCACUGCGCCAAGCUGGAGUGCCCCUCGAACUUCGGGUUGGACGUUCAGGAUCCGCACUGCAUUCGCUGGGAACCGGUGCCAUCAGACUUCAAACCUUCGCCGCCCAACUGCUGUCCUGAGAGUAUGCGGUGCGUGGACAACGGCACCUGCUCCUACCAGGGCGUGCAGGUCGAGAACUGGUCACCAAUUCCGGCUAACCUGACAGGUUGCGAUCAGCAUUGCUACUGCGAGAACGGACGCGUGGAGUGCCGGGCGGCCUGUCCGCCGGUGCCAGCUCUUCCGCCUGCGGAUCUGCCCUGCCAUCUGGGCCUGGCCCGCCUCCUGCCAAUUCCCGACGACGAGUGCUGCAAGCACUGGACCUGUGCCUCGCAAUCGCCCAAGGCAGGACCUGCUGGACAGGAGCCUGAAGAGGAGGCCACACAGUCCUCGAUCCCGAUCAAUGAAACCACAACCACGACAGCGACAAUAGCGACAAGUACCGCUGGCAAAGUGCCCCAGAUCAGGAAGGACGAGGACAAGAAGUCCUCUACAAGCGGCGGUGCCUUCUAUCCCACCUUAGAUGGCAAGCCGCCGAAGGCAAUCGGAGGUCUGGGCAUCUUCGAGAAGCCAGAGAAACCCGAGAAGGGUCACAAGAAGGUGCAACAUCAGCACAAUCAGCCGCAGGAUCAGCAGCAACAUCAGAACGAUGUCAUUUUCGAUGGCGAGCGGCCGGAGGAGCAGGAAGGUCCCUUGCCACCGAACGCCGGUUUUGUGCCCUUCCAAUUUGGCCACCAGCAUCCGCAUCAGCAGCAGCAUCUCGGACCCUAUGGCUUCUACAAUCCCGUGAAGCCCGUUUACGAGGACUAUAAUCCCUACGAGCCGUAUGACAUCAAUCCCAAUGGCACGCCCCAGGGCAAGCCGCCACCGGUGCCCACUAGUCAGUCGGAUUUGUUCAACAUAUUGGGUGCGGAUCAACCAAAUCAUCCCGGCCAUCCAGGACAUCAAGGCCACCCGGGUCACCUAGGACCUGUUCCGAUUCAAGGACAGAAGGAUAACCAUAACCUGCACCAGCAAGUCAGAAUAGAGCAGAUACUGCAGCACCUACAGCAAACGGUUCCUGGAGGGCCACCACCGCAGCAGCAGCAGCCGCAACAUCCACAGCACCCACAACAGCCUCAGGUGCCUGGCCACUAUGUGCCCAUUGUGCACAGUGGAGUGCCUCCGCCACCGCCAGGACAUGGAAUUGCCAUUGUAGAUGGCCAGCCAGUCGCAUACGAGAGCUACCCAGUGAUACCAGGCCUAGGCGUGCCUCCGUCGACGCUCCACCAGCCGCAGCAGCCACAUCAGACGACACCGCAACAGCAUCGGCAGCAAACGAUCCUGCCCAGCUCCAGCACAACCUCCGGACUCUCGACGCAGGCCAGCGAGCACAGCCUGCACCAGAACCAGGACAAGUUGACCAAGCAACAGCCGCAGCAGCAGCAGCAGCCAGGAGCCGGCAAUCUACAGCCUGACAUUGAGGUUCACACCCUGGAGGCCAUCGAUGCGCGCAGCAUCCGCAUCGUCUUCACCGUUCCCCAGGUGUAUGUGAAUCUUCAUGGACGCGUGGAGCUCCGGUACACGAACGGACCCAGCAAUGAUACCACCACCUGGGAACAGCAGAUCUUUGCGCCGCCAGAGGACCUGAUUGCCACCUCUCAGAUGGAGUUCGAUCUGCCCAUGCUGGAACCAAAUUCACUUUACAAGGUCAAGAUCACCCUGAUCCUGCGUGAUCUUAAUUCGCAGCCCACAAGCAGUGUGUACACCGUAAAGACGCCACCAGAAAGGACAAUCACGCCGCCACCUCCGUUCACCGACUACAGACCAGACUUCCAGGACAUCUUCAAGAACGUCGAGGAUCCCGAGCUGACGGUCAGUGAGACGAAUGCCUCCUGGCUGCAACUUACCUGGAAGAAGCUGGGCGAUGAGCAAAUGGAGUACGUUGACGGUGUGCAGCUUCGUUACAAGGAGCUGACGGGCAAGAUCUACUCCUCGUCGCCCCUGAUCCAUCGCACCCUCACCAGCUAUACCAUCCAGAACCUGCAGCCGGAUACGGGCUACGAGAUCGGACUCUACUACAUCCCCUUGGCCGGACAUGGUGCGGAACUGCGCGCCGGACACAUGAUCAAGGUGCGCACUGCCCCGAAGAUCGAUGUCUACGGCUUCGAUGUGACCGUGAAUGUCACAAAGGUAAAGACCCAGAGCGUGGAGAUCUCCUGGAAUGGAGUUCCCUAUCCGGAGGACAAGUUCGUGCACAUCUACCGGGCGAUCUACCAGAGCGAUGCUGGCAAAGAGGACUCCAGCGUGUUCAAGGUGGCCAAGCGGGACAGCACCACAGGAACCCUGAUCAUGGAUCUCAAGCCAGGCACCAAAUACCGCCUGUGGCUGGAGAUGUACCUGACGAACGGCAACACCAAGAAGAGCAACGUGGUCAAUUUCAUCACGAAGCCAGGUGGUCCGGCCACUCCUGGCAAGACUGGCAAACUCCUAACCGCGGGCACGGACCAACCCGUGGGCGAUUACUACGGACCUCUGGUUGUGGUUUCUGUGAUUGCCGCCUUGGCAAUCAUGUCCACGCUGGCCCUGCUCCUGAUUAUCACCAGGAGACGAGUGCACCAAACGGCAUCCAUUACGCCACCACGCAAGAGCGACGCGGCCUACGACAAUCCCUCCUACAAGGUGGAGAUCCAACAGGAGACCAUGAAUCUGUAACUGACUCUCGAUGCCCCUCCAAAAAACAACUAGUUUAAAGACAGAUUCUUGUAAAUAUUGAAGAGAACCGGAAGAUUACUCAGUGUCAGUAAAAAUGGUAAAAAGUAAAGAACCUGACUCAAUCAGAUUAAAUCAGAUGGAAGAGAUAUAAUAUGUUUAACUUUCUGAAGCCGGCGCAAGAUCAAAAACAAAUUUAUUCAAUUCGAAAUGGCCGCCAUGUUGUAUGUAGUGGUUAAGUAAUCUAAAAAGAACACACAUCUUUUGUUAAACAAUUUGUGACUUGUGUAAAUAGAGAGAGAGUGAGACAGAAGGUAGACAUCAACACCCUAUGGAAGGAUUAAUUAAUUGAGGAAAGCUCCACAACUGAAUUGGCCUCGCUCGCCAUGGCGCACGGAUUCUUCUAGCGAUUUCGAAAUGCAUACGAGUUUAGUUAGUUUAACUUGUAAAUUUUAGCUUUACACUUAUCGUAAUUAAAGGGCGCGUCUGCAAUGCUCCGAUCUACCCGACAGCAGCAACAACAUCAGCAAUAUUUGGCUCAAACGAUGCGUUCUUCAAUUAACAGUCCAUAAAUAUUUAAAUUAGUUCGUAAAACGUACAGAGAUAUAUGU